Molecule: messenger RNA, 2228 nt
Organism: Schistocerca serialis cubense
Lineage: Eukaryota; Metazoa; Arthropoda; Insecta; Orthoptera; Acrididae
Product: arylsulfatase B-like
Exons: 9
Coding region: 61-1716 (551 amino acids)
Source: RefSeq, a predicted model, not a curated record
CCAGAGCUACAUCCAGUCAGUUGCUGUGUCUUCCGGUGAGCAAACGACACUCGUCCCGCUAUGUGGGUGUCAGGAAGACUUCUAUGUUUUACUGUUCUUUGGAAUUUCACAAGUGGAACCCCAGAACAACCAAACAUAGUUAUAAUUGUAGCAGAUGAUGUGGGCUGGAAUGAUGUUGGAUUUCAUGGAUCGGAUGAAAUACAGACACCAAAUAUUGAUGCUUUGGCAUAUCAAGGAGUUGUUUUGACUCGCCAUUAUACUUUGCCAUCUUGCACUCCAUCACGAUCUGCACUACUCACUGGGCGUUACCCCAUCACUACUGGAAUGCAAGGUUAUCCACUACGAGCAGGUGAACCACGUGGUGUACCACUAUCUGUACAACUUCUUCCUGAGCAUUUCAAAAGAAUUGGUUAUGCAACACAUGCCAUUGGGAAGUGGCAUAUUGGCAGCCAUAAAUCAAAUUUCACUCCCACAUACCGAGGAUUUGACUCACAUUUUGGUUACUGGUAUGGAUACAUUGGGUAUCAUAACCAUUCCAUAGAACAAGAGGUACCAAACCAUCAACCAAUACAUGGACUAGAUAUGCAUCGUGGCCUUUCAGCAGCAUGGGACACAAAAGGAACAUAUGCCACAGAAUUGUUUACCAGAGAAGCAGUGUCCAUUAUUCAGCGUCACAAUGCCUCAAGUCCAUUACUUCUCUAUAUUGGCCACUUAGCUCCACACAGUCCACUAGAAGUUCCUGAUCAAGCAGCUGCUGAUGAAAGGUUCUCUCAUAUUACUGACCGAGAAAGGAGAAUAUAUGCAGAAAUGCUUUGGCACCUUGAUGUGUCUGUUGGUGAAGUAAUAAAAGCUCUGCAACAAUGCAAUAUGCUCAAUAAUACAGUGAUUGUGUUCAUAUCUGAUAAUGGUGGACAACCUCAUGGUAUACACUAUAAUAAAGCAUCAAACUGGCCACUAAGAGGGACAAAAUUCACUCUGUUUGAGGGUGGCAUAAGAACUGUUGCAGCUCUGUGGACUUCUAAACUAAGACAAGCGGGCAGAGUUAGUGACAUCUUUGUUCACAUUACAGACUGGUUGCCAACACUUUACAGUGCUGCAGGAGGCAAUUUGUCAGAUUUGGGGCCAGUGGAUGGGGUGAAUCUUUGGCCAUGGCUAGGAGCUAGCAAUAGUACACACAUUCCCAAAGGGCCCCCACCACGUGUUGGGAUGCUGCUCAACAUAGAUGAAAUUUUAGGACUUGAAGCAAUUAUUCAUGGCCGCUGGAAGCUUACACGUGGAUCGUUUCAUAAUGGUCAAUAUGACAGUCACUCGGAACAAACAAGUCAACAGCCCAAUGGAGCGGACUCUAUUGCAAAUGCCUUAUCAGGAUCUGCUGCACAUGCUUUAGCAUCAGCUGGAAUAUCUGGACUGACAACGAAGGCCCAAGCAUUUACAGUACGCUCCCAGGCAACUAUUAACUGCCAAAAAGAAAUGUCUUUUUUGCCUAAAAAUCUUACAGGAACACCAUUAUGUUCUAGUAACUACUGUCUCUUCAAUAUUUUUGAAGACCCAUGUGAAGUGGAGGACAUUGCUAGCAGCAACCCAACAAUAGUUACAUCACUCAUUCUGGAGCUCAAUAAAUUUAGGUCAAGACUAGUCCCACAAACAAACUGUCCUGUUGAUAUAUCAUCUGAUCCUGCUCAAUUCAACAACACCUGGCACCCUUGGCUUGAUUAGGCUACUAAGAAGUUGGUUUUGGUUGACAGACAAUAGAAAAGCCACAACCAAGUGAGAUAAACGUGUGUCAGAGUUACAUUGUUUCGUACAGUAGAUCUAUGAAGAUCAUUUGGUACAGCAUCUUCUGCCAGAAAAUUUAAUAUCUGACAGUUUUUUGUGAGAUUAUCAGUGACAUUAACUCAUCAGUCACAUUUGAUAAAUCAUAGAAAAGAACCUUUAGGGAUGUGGAAAUAUGCAUUAUUAAUUCAUAGACACACUCACUGCAGGCUACUUAUGGAAAUUAUACUAAUAACCAAUUGCAACUAAUGCUAAUCUGCUCCUGUUUAUAAUGAUGGGAAUUAUGUCCAGAUUACUAUUAGUAAAAAAAAUAGCUACUUUAUAAAGAGCCAGUGCUUUCCCUCUUACACUGCUCAUUUCUGUUCUUAUCUAAUACUUCCAACUGCGCACUUGGGUAACUUUACACAGAACACUGUCAGCUGUCUAUACAUUAGUAAAACUUUGUAUAAUGUGAA